This is a messenger RNA of Monascus purpureus, 1245 nucleotides long. The record is from the annotation of a GenBank genome assembly. Lineage: Eukaryota; Fungi; Ascomycota; Eurotiomycetes; Eurotiales; Aspergillaceae.
AUGGCGAGUUCUGGGAAUAGCCUGCGGUUGUUCUACUCAUCCUCUAGGGACGUACCCCGAGCACUGGCGAUUGUUCCGAUGGGAUAUCGUGGCUACGCUACAACCACUCCUGAUCCUUCCGGUCCUCCGACGACACAACCGCGCAGGCGAGCAACAACUUUCCGGGAUAAGCUGAAUGCAGGCCCUUCCUUCGCAGACUUUGUUACUGGAGGAAACGCUCCUCUGGAGCCAUCGGAGGCGUAUGCCCUCAAAACUGCCCUUGUCGGGCCUGCCGGGAGGAAGAAAGAAAUGACCCGGCUACCGUCAUGGUUGAAGACACCUAUUCCGGACUCGAAAAAUUACCAGCGUCUCAGGAAAGAUCUAAGGGGUCUCAAGUUGCAUACUGUCUGCGAGGAAGCUCGAUGUCCAAACAUAUCCGACUGUUGGGGCGGCAGCGAUAGGUCUGCGGCAACAGCUACGAUCAUGUUGAUGGGAGAUACUUGUACCCGGGGAUGCCGGUUUUGCAGUGUGAAAACCUCCAGAGCCCCUCCUCCGCUUGAUCCGCACGAACCGGAAAAUACUGCCGAAGCCAUAUCGAGGUGGGGGCUUGGAUAUGUUGUUUUGACGAGCGUCGACCGAGACGAUCUUGCCGAUGGCGGCGCACGACAUUUUGCGGAAACGGUGCUGAAAAUCAAACAAAAGGCUCCCAAUAUAUUGGUUGAAUGUCUGACCGGCGACUAUGGGGGAGAUACCGACAUGGUUGCGCUAGUUGCUCGGUCCGGCUUGGAUGUAUAUGCGCAUAACGUUGAGACUGUGGAGGCCCUGACUCCGCAAGUCCGUGAUCGUCGGGCCUCGUUCCAGCAGUCACUCCGUGUCCUUAGUGCUGCUAAACUUGCCAAGCCAUCUCUAAUCACAAAGACUUCCCUCAUGCUUGGACUUGGUGAGACAGACGAGCAGCUAUGGGACGCUCUCCGCCAGUUACGCGCUGUCAACGUUGAUGUCGUCACUUUCGGCCAGUACAUGCGUCCGACGAAACGUCACAUGGCUGUUCACGAAUAUGUUACACCUGAUCGAUUUGAGCUAUGGCACAAACGGGCGAUCGAUCUGGGCUUCCUUUACUGCGCCUCGGGCCCGUUGGUCCGAAGUAGCUAUAAGGCUGGCGAAGCAUUCAUCGAGAACGUGCUGAAAAAGCGGCGUGCUACUGCUGAAACUGCGGGAAAGGCUGCGAGCGAGAAGACAGUUGUUGCGGAAGAAGCAGCGCCGUGA